This is a messenger RNA of Trichomycterus rosablanca, 1882 nucleotides long. RefSeq names its product 5-phosphohydroxy-L-lysine phospho-lyase (gene phykpl). Gene Ontology annotation, molecular function: transaminase activity; pyridoxal phosphate binding. The record is from RefSeq and is a predicted model, not a curated record. The coding region runs from base 92 to 1438 and encodes 448 amino acids. The transcript has 13 exons. Lineage: Eukaryota; Metazoa; Chordata; Actinopteri; Siluriformes; Trichomycteridae.
UGAAAGAAUUGAAGUCCACUGCUGACAGGGCAAAAAUAGCGGCGCAGUUUAACCGAAAUUAACAGAAAAUAAAAUACUUUUAAGGCUAAAAAUGACUCAGGAAGCUUUUAAGAAGGAGCAAACUUUAGAAAUGCGUAAAAAAUUGAUUGGGCAGUCAUGCAGACUCUUCUUCUCUCACGACCCGGUGAAAAUAGUUCGAGCACAAGGACAGUAUUUGUAUGAUGAAAAUGGGACACAGUACUUAGACUGCAUCAGCAACGUGCAGCACGUGGGUCACUGUCACCCCAGCAUCACUAAGGCUGCCACUGUGCAAAUGGAGCUCCUUAAUGCAAACACCAGGUUCCUCCAUGACAAUAUAGUGCAGUAUGCAGACCGGCUCGCAGCCACGCUGCCCAGUAAGCUUUGUGUCUUCUACUUUGUCAACUCGGGCUCAGAAGCGAAUGAUCUCGCCCUGCGAUUGGCCCGGCAAUAUACACAAAAUGAGGAUGUUAUAGUUCUAGACCAUGCGUAUCAUGGCCAUCUCACCAGUCUCAUCGACAUCAGUCCUUAUAAGUUCCGGAAGCUGGAAGGUCAAAAAGAGUGGGUUCAUGUGGCACCAAUACCAGAUACCUACAGAGGGCUUUACAGAAGGGAUCAUCUUGAUCCGGCUCAGGCCUAUGCUGAAGAAGUGAAGAAUGUUAUUGAUGACGUGCUCAAGAAAGGCAGAAAGAUUUCAGCCUUUUUUGUGGAGUCCUUACCCAGUGUUGCUGGGCAGAUCCUCCUGCCACCUGGAUACUGUCAAAAAGUUGCACAGUAUGUCCGGGCUGCAGGUGGGGUGUUUGUCGCUGAUGAAAUUCAGACCGGUUUUGGCCGUGUUGGAAGCCACUUCUGGGCCUUUCAGCUCCAGGGUGACGACUUCUGCCCUGACAUUGUGACUAUGGGCAAACCCAUGGGCAAUGGGCAUCCUUUGGCAUGUGUGGUUACCACAGAGGAAAUAGCUGGUGCCUUUACUGCCAAUGGAGUGGAGUAUUUUAACACUUUUGGGGGGAACCCUGUGUCCUGUGCGAUUGGCCUCGCAGUAUUAGAUGUGAUUGAGAAAGAGGACCUGAGAGGAAACGCUGUUCGUGUCGGCAAUCAUUUGAUCAAGCUUCUCAGACAGCUUCAGGCUAAACACCCAAUCAUUGGAGACGUGCGUGGUGUCGGUCUCUUUGUUGGCUUUGAACUGGUUAAAGACCGAAUGGCUUUAACACCAGCAACAGAAGAGGCAGCGCUGCUCGUUCGGAGGCUAAAAGAGAAGCAUAUAUGCUUGAGCACUGAUGGAUCAUGGGACAACGUCAUCAAAUUUAAACCCCCCAUGUGCUUCAGCAUUGAAGAUACUGAAAGAGUCACGGAGCAAAUCGAUCACUUUCUUACAGAAAUCGAGAAUGGUCUUCAAGACACAAACAACAAAAAUGAAUAACGGCACUAUCAAUCAGCCAGCAGAGGUCGCAAUUGAAGCAGUUACGAGAAAUACCUCCGGCCCUCCCUCCUCUCGACAAGCCACCCGGCCGGCUGAUGGCAGAGCUGAGAUUUGAACUUGCUCUUCCGGACAAGCCAGACGUGUCACUGUGGGUGCCCGGAUGGCCAACAGCAGAGCUGAGAUUCGAAUGAUACUUUACCGCUGUGCCACCCGAGUGCCUGCUGACCUAUAAUGUUAAUAAAAUAUUUCCAGAGAGAAAAAAACAAUGCACCUGGCCAACGCAGGUCCUAGCUUCAUCCUGGCUGAAUACCAAUUUGAAUCCGAAUCCUUUGUCGUCGUCUUCCUGAAGGACACACAGUCGAGGGCGCAGCGGGUUGGCGUGCAGGUCUUUACGUGGUAAAGUGAGCCUGGGGAAACGCUCUCUUUGUGGAAUCUUUAGUUCGU